Messenger RNA from Brassica rapa (field mustard), 1874 nucleotides. RefSeq names its product expansin-A23. Gene Ontology annotation, biological process: plant-type cell wall organization. Gene Ontology annotation, cellular component: extracellular region. The record is from RefSeq and is a predicted model, not a curated record. NCBI's taxonomy places the organism in Eukaryota, Viridiplantae, Streptophyta, Magnoliopsida, Brassicales, Brassicaceae.
UCCAAUGAUGAAUAGAUUUAUUAUUAUGUUAUUUAAUGUCAUAUUUGAAUAGAUUUACUUUAAUGAUGAUCUAUAAUUAAUACUAUAUUCUAAAGAGUUUACCAUAAAUAUAAAUAAUCAUUAAAUGUGUCCAUGUCACAUUUAGUUAUAAGUCAUGUAAUCAAUUUUAGUAUGUUAUGUUAUAUUUAUCUAGCGAAAGUGAUUGUAAAAAUAACAUGUGUUAAAAUCACUUGGCAAAUAAUGUUUAGGGGAUGGAAAAAAAAGUUGAGGUUUUGCAAGCCAAAUUGUUCAAGGAAAGCAAAAAUAAGAAACUAGGAAAUUGGUUUGUGAAAAAGUACUCCUUAAUUAGAAGUAAUCAGCAGUAAUAUUAAGUAGAUCUUUGCAUGUCCACGUGUACAAAAUCUAAAUUUAGAACAUUCUAUUUUUAUAUAUUAUAUACUUUUGAGAUUUUCUAAAACAAUACAUAUUUUUUCUUAAACGAGCUAGAUAUAAUUAAAUGGUUUCUACGUUAUCAUCUUUACAUUAGACCAUUUCUAACUCACCUCUAUUUUUAUCUCUAUAUUUUAUUUCAAAAUAGAAAAACUCUAUUAUAAAGUUGGAUUUGCUCCAAUGUAUGCAUUUAUAAUAGAGUUCUUCUAUUUAUAGAGGAAAAUAUAAAUAUAUGUUAUUUUCACCUUUAGAUUUAGAGAUAAAAAGUUACUUUCUUCCAUAUUUUCUCUAAAAUAGAGAAAUUUUAUUAUAAAGACAUACAUUGAAUUAAUUUUAAUUCUAGAAUAAAGAUGUCUAGUGUAGAGAAAAAUAUAGAGAUAUACAUUGGAGAUGCUCUAAAACACUUCUUUUUACUUUGACAUUUUCACAUAUCUAAUAUCUUCUCUGUUUGAUCGUCUCCUCUAUUAUACUAGUUACGUUGGCCUACAUAAAUGGCUCGUAGUUUUACGGUGGUUAUAGUGUUAUUGACCAUCGUGUGUCACCAACUCAUGAGCACCAGUGCUGCCACUAAUGCCGAAAACGGAUGGGUCGAUGCUCAUGCCACUUUUUACGGGGGCAGGAAGGGUGAAGAAACUAUGCAAGGAGCGUGUGGAUACGGCAGUCUCUUCGAGCAAUCCUACGGCUUAGCGACAGCGGCUCUAAGCACAGCUUUGUUCAACAACGGAACCACGUGCGGUGCAUGCUAUGAGAUCAUAUGCGUCAACGCUCCACAGUCAUGCAUCAAAGGAGCAAGACCUAUACGCGUUACAGCUACUAACUGGUGCCCACCGAACUACAGAGAUGGUAGUUGGUGCAAUCCACCACGGAAACAUUUCGAUCUUUCGCUACCGAUCUUUCUCAAGAUCGCUAAGUACAAAGCAGGGAUCGUUCCGGUGAAGUACAGGCGAGUUAUGUGUCCGAAAAAGAGUGGUGUCAAGUUUCAGUUAGCUGGAAAUCCUUAUUUCUUGAUGGUUACUGUUUUCAACGUUGGACGUGUGGGUGUUGUGGUUGAGGUUAAGGUGAAAGGUUCGAAGACUGGUUGGAUUCAGAUGACGAGGAAUUGGGGACAGGUUUGGGAUACGAAUACGGUGUUAACCGGACAGAGUUUGUCGUUUUUGGUUGCUACAAGUGAUGGGAAACGUUUAAAGUUUAAUAAUGUUGCUCCAUCUAAUUGGCAGUUUGAUAAAACUUAUGAUGGCAAGAUUAAUUUUUAGUUGGAAAACUCCUUUGUUUUUAGUGUCUAUCUUUAGGAAAAAAUAUUGUAUCUUUAAUGGUUUUAAAUAGUGACUAAAAUAAUUAAUAAGAAUAAUUAAUUUAUUUCCAGUCUUUACAAUGUACACCAUUCACAAAGAAUAUUUUAUACAUACGGUUCCUUACAAUAAGAUUUUACUAGUCCAUUAUAUGUU